Hypomesus transpacificus is the source of this 1829-nucleotide messenger RNA. Its product is annotated as transcription factor HES-5-like. The record is from RefSeq and is a predicted model, not a curated record. The transcript is spliced from 2 exons. Lineage: Eukaryota; Metazoa; Chordata; Actinopteri; Osmeriformes; Osmeridae. Bases 651 to 1148 code for a protein of 165 amino acids. Gene Ontology annotation, cellular component: nucleus. Gene Ontology annotation, molecular function: DNA-binding transcription factor activity, RNA polymerase II-specific; protein dimerization activity; RNA polymerase II cis-regulatory region sequence-specific DNA binding. Gene Ontology annotation, biological process: anterior/posterior pattern specification; regulation of neurogenesis; regulation of transcription by RNA polymerase II.
UGUUAAGGAUUUGGUAAAACAGUGUCCCCACCAAUGUUCAGCCCAUACAUAACAACCCAAAUUAUUCCAAGUUAAACACCAAUCCAGCUUUAAAAGUAAGUCCAAAACAAAUAAACAGCCCAAAGUUCUACUGUAGAAUGCACUCAUGCUGGCUAGCCAGUUAGCACAGUGAGAGCCCUCAUCUGUUUUAAUCAUGGCCGCUCACUCCCACCCACGUGUGCCCUGAACUGAAGCACUUUGUGCUCAAUCACAUUCUGUGAUCCUGACAUCAGACAGGGACGCUCCACCCUCUGGGGUCAACACUUUCCCAGAUUCACAGAAGCUCUGGGUCAAUCUCCCAGGCCCAAUCAGCCCCCACUCCCCUAACUCCCUCUCCCUGCCUAUCCCUCCACCUGCUCCCUGGAGGCACACUCAUUGUCCCCCUUGGAAAUAAACACUUCAUUGAGCAUGUGGCAGCCCUGCUUCUCUCAUAGCCCUUCCCAGCUCUCCCAUUGGCUGGUGACUGUGAGAAACUCCAACAAGCCCAAGACCCACACAUUCAUAUGGAGAUUUGUGGGUAUAAAUAGAGGGAAGAGGUAGAGAGAGGCUAGCACACUUCUAACUGGCUCUUCACUCACUGAGACCUCAGGCUAACACUGACCACAGCAGCCAUGGCACCAACUGUUUUUGGACAAAUUAAAUACUCUAAGGAGAACCUCACUUCCACCCACAAGCUAAGAAAGCCAAUGGUGGAGAAACUGCGCAGGGAUCGCAUCAACACCAGCAUCGAGCAGCUCAAGUCUCUGCUGGGUCCAGAGUUCCUCAGACAGCAACCAGACUCCAAACAGGAGAAAGCUGACAUUUUGGAGAUGGCUGUCUAUUUCCUGAAGCACUGGCGGCAGCAGCAGUAUCCACCAGCAGAGAGCGAUUCCCUGGUGGCGGCUAGCCAGGGCUACUCCCACUGUGUGAAGGAGGCACUGAGCUUCCUGUCCCAGAGCGAGGCGAGGACCCAAUCCCACAGAAGACUGCUGAGCCACUUCCAGAGCGUGCAGUCAUCCAGCGCACCCAGCCAGGCCCUGAGUCAUCUCUCUCCGCCCGGCUCCCCAUUACACCAGGCCACCACCAAGGGGGUGAACCCCACCAACAGCACCCUCUGGAGGCCUUGGUAGAGAAAAGACAUUAUCAUGUCAAGUCCAAAAGAAUUACACAGGCCAGUCUAUGACAGGUCUGGACAGUGAUUACCAGAGUGACGGAGGACAUUUCUUUUGCAUUGACAAGAGAUUCUACGUCGUAUAGUUUCAUUAAGAUGAAGAUGGCAUGGUGUGCCAGUAUUCCUUUGAAAGGACUUAUAUCAUUCAGAUGAAUGAUACAUAAGCUGUAUGACAAAUUUACACUACUCUUUUCACAAGAGUGUAUUAUGUUUAAUGACAAAGAGAAGGCUCUGAAAUAAGUUCUGAUAAUACUUAUGUAAUAUAAUGGCCCAUAUUGGGUUGCAUCUAUAUCUGAAUGUCUGUGACAUUUCUGCUGUGUUUUAUUUAUUCAAACUUUGUUUUAUAAUUGAUAUUCCACUUGUCACUGAAUGAUGCAAUGUAUCAGUUUAGUGUUGUUUAUCGAUAUUAUACCCUAAAUGGAUCCAAUGGAUCUACUUUUACCUGUAAAUCAUUUUAUAAUUAUAUGUGACUAUUCUGUCAACCUUUGUUACUGAUGGAAUAGUUAUGGAUGACAUUAAGCCUGAAUGUUACUGUCAAAUGUUAAAAGGUUACAUGUAGUAACUUAAAACAAAUACCUUUUAUAGAGGGCUUUUACUCAUAUUCAACAAAUGCUGUUGGUUAAAGAAAAUGGUGCAUCUU